This is a messenger RNA of Micromonas pusilla CCMP1545, 255 nucleotides long. RefSeq lists its product as uncharacterized. The annotation marks the transcript as partial. The record is from RefSeq and is a predicted model, not a curated record. NCBI's taxonomy places the organism in Eukaryota, Viridiplantae, Chlorophyta, Mamiellophyceae, Mamiellales, Mamiellaceae. Gene Ontology annotation, biological process: translational termination. Gene Ontology annotation, molecular function: translation release factor activity. The transcript has a single exon.
AUCACGUUCGCGCGAAGCGGCGGCGCGGGGGGUCAGAACGUGAACAAAGUCAACACGAAGGUGGACAUGCGCCUGAACUUGGACGCGAACAAAGACUGGCUCCACCCGUGGGUCUCGAGACGGUUGCGGAUCUUAGAGAAGAACCGAAUCAACAAGGACGGGGACUUCGUGAUGCAGUCGUCGCGGCACCGGACGCAGUCGAAAAACAUCGACGACGCGCUGGAGAAGAUGCAGUCGUGCCUGAACCGCGCGUCG